GUUUGCGCACAUUCAAGCCCAUCGGUUGGCACUCCGCUCGGUUCCUGCCACAAAACUUUACGGAUUACGCUGGAGGACGCCUGAAUCAAAACCGAGUCUUUCGAAAGAAGAAGUGAUAUUAUUCUGACACCAACUGUAUAUCGAUACAUGUUCGUGCCCAUCGAGAUACGAUCUCUUGGCGGCUGUUGAACUCAACAGAAUCCACUUGAACCAUGGCAAAAGUGCCGAUCACGCUGAUGAUCAUUGCGCUCGCCUCUGCCUCUCCGGACCUGGGAUGCGACUUUGGCCAUCACCGCUGCUCCAUCGAUGUCACUGCGGAAAACGGUCCCCGCCAGCAGCACCUCCUCCCCGACAUGGACAUCACGUUGCAGUGUCUGCGUCCCACGGCCAAGUGGUACUAUCAGGAUAAGUUCCAACUUAAGGCGGCUGUUUAUCGGAUCGGUAGAGCCCAGUCUGAGAACUCCGGGAACUACGGCUGCCUGGAUGGCCAGAGAUGGUACAAUAUCUCCCUCCUCGUUGGUCAUAAAGAGCCAGUCGACAAUGACAUAGCCAGCUUUGCUAAGGUGCAUCCGGAGACGGAUCUCUUCUUUCAGCCUCUGAAUGAAAGCCGAUCCCUAAAGUUGUUGCAGCCACUCCCCAAAACCGUCCAACGAACGGCCGGUGGGCUCUUCCAGCUGAGCUGCAGUCCCACAGAUCCGGAGGUGACGGGCGUGAACAUAUCCUGGCUGCACAAUGACACGCAAAUUCUGGGCGGUCGUGGAAGGAUUAAGCUCAAGAGGUGGUCACUGACUGUGGGGCAACUGCAGCCGGAGGACGCCGGAAGCUAUUACUGUGAGCUGUGUGUGGAGCAGGACUGUCAGAAGAGCAGUGCCACCCAGUUGGAGGUGGUGCAACGCAGUCACACGGUGCCCGUGCUGAAGCCGGGAUAUCCCCGCAAUGUCAGUGCGCCCCUUGGGGAUAAUGUAGGCAUAGAGUGUCUUCUGGAGGACUCUGCUUUGGAGCCGAAGAUCACUUGGGUGCAUAAGGACAUCGCGUACGACAUCGACUCUGUUUUGCAGCGACUGAGAGAGCAGUCACAGCUACCGUUGGGCUUGACCCGCCUGAUUACCCGAAUGGACGAGCCCCAGGUUCUUCGUCUGGGAAAUGUCCUUAUGGAGGAUAGCGGCUGGUAUAUCUGCAUGGCCGAGAACCAGGUUGGACGCACUGUUGCGGCCGCCUAUUUGGAUUUGUACAGCCCUUUGGACACCACUACGGACCGGGGGACCACUAGUACGACGCCAAGCACCCCAGCACCCACUGCAUCCACCGGAGAGGACAACGAUGAGGAGGUGGAUAGUGCGAAUGCACCCGUCGGCAAGGGUCCUCCCGUGUUCAAAAAGGAACUUAAGCCCCUGCAACACACAUUGUCUGGAAAUACCGUGAACUUGGCCUGUCCAGUGGAUGGGAAGGCGAACAUCACUUGGACAAAGGACAAGAAACCUCUGGACCGCAAGCUUGGCGUCUAUGUCCAGAAGAACUGGACACUGCGCUUCGUGGAGGCCACCAGCGAGGACUCUGGGAAGUAUACCUGUGAGGUGUGCAACGCCUGGGGAUGCAUCCACUUUGACUUCAGCGUUCAGAUAAACGAUCGCACCAGAUCCAAGCCAAUAAUCGUGGUGCCGCAAAAUCAGACAGUAAAGGUAAAUAGCAGCUUGGUGAUGAAGUGCACCGUCUACUCCGACCUACAUCCCACUGUCAGCUGGAAGAGGGUUGUCCUUAAGAACGCCUCGCUGGACGGGCUUCAGUCUGUAGAGAUCCAGAAUCUCAACUUCACCGUGACGAACGACUCCGUUGUCUUGGAGCUGCACAAUGUGACCUACAGCCAUGAGGGCUGGUACACCUGUCUGGCUUCCAGUGGCCUGGGAAGCAGCAACUCCAGUGUCUAUCUGAGAGUAGUGAGUCCUCUGCCGCCCUUGGAGAUCUACGCCCUGGUCCACGCCCAUCCGGUUGGGUUUACACUAGCAGCUAUUACGAUCGUGGCUGUCUUCCUGUUGGGCAGUGCUUUUAUAACGUUCAUGCUACGCCGGCUGAGGAGGGAGAAGCUGCUGAAGCUCCGCAUCGAAACAGUUCAUCAGUGGACCAAAAAGGUAAUCAUAUACCGGCCGGGGGAAGAAGAAGGAAGUGGCUGCAGCUCCGGAGACUUACAGAUGCCCGUGAUCAGGAUAGAAAAGCAGAGAACCACCGUUUCCACAACGGGAACGGGUGGUGCUGAUCCCGCCCAGGGCUUCAAUGAGUACGAGUUCCCGCUGGACUCCAACUGGGAGAUUCCCCGGCAGCAACUCAACCUGGGUUCCAUUCUGGGCGAGGGUGCCUUCGGACGCGUGGUUAUGGCGGAGGCGGAGGGGCUGCCCAGGAGUCCACAUCUGGGCGAAACCAUAGUGGCCGUCAAGAUGGUCAAGGAGGAGCACACGGAUACGGACAUGGCCAGCUUGGUGCGCGAGAUGGAGGUAAUGAAGAUGAUCGGCAAGCACAUUAACAUCAUCAACCUGCUGGGCUGCUGCAGCCAGGGUGGUCCGCUGUGGGUGAUAGUGGAGUUUGCUCCCCAUGGAAACCUCAAGGAUUUCCUCAAGCAAAAUCGGCCAGGAGCACCACAGCGUCGGAGUGACAGCGAUGGCUAUCUGGACGACAAGCCUCUGAUUCCGGCACAGCAGCUGGGCGAGAAGGAGCUCACCAAGUUCGCGUUUCAAAUAGCUCGCGGAAUGGAGUACCUCGCUUCAAGACGGUGCAUUCAUCGCGAUCUGGCGGCCCGAAAUGUCCUCGUCAGCGAUGGCUACGUAAUGAAGAUCGCCGACUUCGGGCUGGCGAGGGACAUCCAAGACACGGAGUACUAUCGGAAGAACACCAACGGACGGCUGCCCAUCAAGUGGAUGGCGCCCGAGUCGCUGCAGGAGAAGAAGUACGACUCGCAGAGCGACGUCUGGAGCUACGGUGUGCUGCUGUGGGAGAUCAUGACCUACGGGGAUCAGCCGUACCCGCACAUCCUGUCCGCCGAGGAGCUCUAUAGCUACCUGAUCACGGGUCAGCGCAUGGAGAAGCCGGCAAAGUGCUCCCUGAACAUUUACGUGGUAAUGCGGCAGUGCUGGCACUUCGAGUCCUGUGCCCGUCCCACGUUCACGGAGCUGGUGGAGAGCUUCGACGGGAUCCUGCAGCAGGCGAGCAGCAAUCCAAACGACGCCUAUCUCGACCUCUCCAUGCCCAUGUUGGAGACGCCGCCCUCGUCGGGGGAUGAGGACGAUGGCUCCGACGCCGAAACAUUCCGGGAGACCUCUCCGCUUAGGUACCAGUACACCUAUAAGUUUAAUUAGUCCCUAGUCGAAGAAGACCAAGAGGGUCCAACGAGUCAAUCAGAUCCCAUCAAAGCAUCCCUGACCAACACUCCAUCGCCUUUCAAUUUGCCAAAGAAAUUAUCGCAGCUAUUUCAAACACCACAAAACGUUUAUAAUUUUGUAUCCAAUUUCGGAAAUGUUAUGAGAACGCGCGAUUUUGGCUACGGACAAAGACUUAGUUAGCUUAAGCACACUCAUUAUUUAAUUAAACUUCAUAUGUCUCUUUGUAUACCAGCAAUGUUCUGUUUGGCGUCUUUGCGAUUUGUAUAUUUUAUAAUUUUUAAUGUUGAGGCAAUAAAAUCGAAUUUGUUUUAAUA
This is a messenger RNA of Drosophila biarmipes, 3682 nucleotides long. RefSeq names its product fibroblast growth factor receptor homolog 2. NCBI's taxonomy places the organism in Eukaryota, Metazoa, Arthropoda, Insecta, Diptera, Drosophilidae. Gene Ontology annotation, biological process: cell surface receptor protein tyrosine kinase signaling pathway; multicellular organism development; positive regulation of kinase activity. Gene Ontology annotation, cellular component: signaling receptor complex. The record is from RefSeq and is a predicted model, not a curated record. The transcript is spliced from 3 exons. The coding region runs from base 213 to 3344 and encodes 1043 amino acids. Gene Ontology annotation, molecular function: ATP binding; transmembrane receptor protein tyrosine kinase activity.